Molecule: messenger RNA, 1804 nt
Organism: Chelonus insularis
Lineage: Eukaryota; Metazoa; Arthropoda; Insecta; Hymenoptera; Braconidae
Exons: 9
Coding region: 418-1755 (445 amino acids)
Source: RefSeq, a predicted model, not a curated record
AAUAAUGACAAGCAGUAAUUUCUGGACAUUAAACACCUAGGAAAACUAUGUUAUUCGAUAGGAAGGGUAGUAACUGGACGAUACUUUUACUGCUUAAAUUCAACGUUUCGUGGUGUGUAAAUCCGUUGACCGUUGGCCAGUUCUUCACUGUGACUCAACACAGAAGGAUCGUUGAGAGUUACAUUUAUUUCAAUUGACUAUUUACAAUUUUAAUUAAAAACUACAGUGUAAAUUAUUGCUUUUCCUACAUUGAUUUCAUUGAUUAUUCAAACUAUUAUAAUCAAUAUAAAUAUUCAAUUAAAUUAAAUAAUAAAUUUAAUUAAUUUAUUUUAAUGUUUCUUCAAGAGUUAUUGGAUUGAAUACAAUCUUUAAAUGCCAGAAAAUUCGAUAUUGUUGUGAACAAAUUACACCUGAAUCAUGAAGUCAAAAGUAUUUUUUUUUAUAUUAAUGACAAGUGAAUUAAUUAAUAUUGCCUUUACUGCGGGUUGUAGUAAAGAAGAUCAUCAAAAGUGUGUUACAUUAGCAGACCCUUUAUUGAAAGAUCCUCAUCUUAUAUUUCCUGAUAACUUGAAAGACAUUGAUACAGUUUGCAGAUCUUGGUCAGGUUUUGUAGAUUGUAUAAAACGUUACAUCGAUCGAUGCUUUUCAAAGCAACGAAGGGAUCAAUUUAACGCAGCGGUAGAGGCGCCAAUAGCCUCUGUACAUCAAAUGUGCUCCGUUUCAACAUAUCAAACAGAAUAUUUGCAAUAUGCUAGUUGUUUAAAAGCUACAGUAACUGAUCCUCAACAUUGUGGAAAUGAGUAUUCAGCUCUUGUUGAAGAGGUGUCGAAAGGAGACAUGGCACGUGCAAGCCUCUGUUGUUUACAUCAUCAUUUUAGAUCUUGUGUAAUUACUGAAACAAAAAAAAGAUGUGAUAGAGGUCAAAUAGACGGUGCUGCUUCACGUUUUUCACGUCAAAUUUUAGAUCGGGCAUUGAGCUUUCUUCAAGAACAGUGUCAACAUUAUAUUCCGAACAAUGGAGAUUGUUAUAACACAGUUACAGGGAAUUCAGCUACGUUAGAAGCAAGUUCGUUCUCAGAAGUAACAAAUAGCCGUGGAAGCAAUCGUCGUCCUUAUCAUCGUACUCUAUCUCCUGAUAGUCAUACAGGUCAAGUCAGUAAUUUUUAUGGGGCUAGUACGAACGCAAUGAACAGUCCAUCAUACAGAAGUACCGGAAGAUCUUUAAGUGCAUUACCAAUGGUAUAUUAUCUUGUAGAGAACUAUGAACUCGAUAAUCGUGUAAUGCCAACGUUAGUUACAAUGGACAUUGUUCAUCAUUCAACUUCAGAAAUUACUCAAGCUGUUACUACGCAAACAACUGAACAUCCUGAAAUGAAAGAAAAUAAAGAAAGUAAAGAUGAAGAAAAUGUCAAAGAAGAAGAAAAUGUAAAAGAGACAAUAGCAACAACACUUGCUGCAUCUAAUAUUGAAGAACCAGGUGUUGUUGUUACACAAAGAUCUCCUAAUUAUGGAAGAGGAAUCUCUUGGACUACAGCAACUUCUAAAGUAACUACAGAAAUUCCUGCUUGGGCUACCAGUGUUUAUGAUGCAUCAUUAGAUGAAUCAGUGACAGAAUCUUGGUAUCCAGCAGCAGGAAGUUUUGGAGGAAAUAAUAUUGAUGAACCAAACCAACAAGGGCUAAAAAAUGGCCAAUUAUAUUUAAAAUCUAAUUUAACUUUAAUAAUAUUAAUAACUAUUUUUUUUUAUCUUUUUUAAAACUACGUAAUUAUUUAUUUUUAUUAAACAUCGAAUUAUAUAGAUCAAU